AUGGACCGCCAAGUCCCCAACAACAAGCGACAGCGGGAGACUGCAAUGGGAGACUGGCCCAAGAUGCCGGGACAGUUCCCAGGAGCUCGAUCUGGUCAGAUGAGCAGUGUCCACUGGCCCGAUGUCCUAUUGACAGAGAACAUAUCGAAGGCCCCGGCAUCUCCCACCGCCAACCCCGAAGUCGAAGAGGUUCGCAAAUGGCGCAGCGAAAUUGAAAAAUCCCUGGCUGAGAUCACCAUUAAGCUCAACUUCUUGCUUUCUGAGACCCAGGAGUUCCGCGCGAUGGAGGCGCACUACAAGAACCUCCAGAAGAGCACGCCGAUGGGCACUAAUCUGUCCAAUUCCUCCCACCGACUGGAUCUCCAUCAGCAAACGAUUGUGGAGACUGUGCAGAAGUUGGAUACCACGAUGAAGCAGGUUGACGACCUCACGCGUGAAGUCAGUUACUUGAAGGAUGGAUCUGAGGUCACUGUGUCGUUCAGAUCGUCGGGACGCAAGCAGUAA
This is a messenger RNA of Colletotrichum fioriniae, 504 nucleotides long. RefSeq lists its product as uncharacterized. Lineage: Eukaryota; Fungi; Ascomycota; Sordariomycetes; Glomerellales; Glomerellaceae. The record is from RefSeq and is a predicted model, not a curated record.